This is a messenger RNA of Petromyzon marinus (sea lamprey), 3160 nucleotides long. Its product is annotated as choline/ethanolamine transporter flvcr2a-like. Gene Ontology annotation, cellular component: membrane. The record is from RefSeq and is a predicted model, not a curated record. Lineage: Eukaryota; Metazoa; Chordata; Hyperoartia; Petromyzontiformes; Petromyzontidae. Gene Ontology annotation, biological process: heme export; transmembrane transport. Gene Ontology annotation, molecular function: heme transmembrane transporter activity; heme binding.
GGGGGGAUUUUUUGCGUGAUGAAAAGUCGCGUUUGUGUGUGUGUGUAUUCAGCAGUGGUUAUUUAACAUUUUAAAGAACCCAUGUGCGUGUCGGACUGUACUUCAUGCUCAGUCGGCAUUGUUAAUUGAUAGGGACGUCUCUGUCCCUCGCUUGCCCGCGUGGAGCGGUGGCGCAGCGGUUAGCGCGCUGCGCUACGAACCCGGCGACUCGAGUUGCGUUCCCUCUCGCGGCCAGCUCCAGCGAUUAUCUAAAACCGUUCCUGGCCCCUCUCCUAUGGCGACUCUGUCUCCAAUGAGUACCUGGUGCGGUGUGUAAACAUCGCCACUGGGGGAGACAAAGGCGGCCGGGCGUGAUGCUGUGGCCAAUUACCCCGUCGGCACACCGUGCCCGCCCUUUAAUAGGCGCCGCUCGCUAACGGAGCUUGUCCUAAAGCAUUACUUAAAGGCCGGUAGGUGUGGAUGUUUGUCUUUGUUGUCAACGAGAGAGACCUGUGAGCCAUCCGUAAAGUCGCCUGGAGGAGCAGUGGUGCACGCGUGUUAGGUAACUUUUCUUGCGCAAGUGCUCGCUGCAACUCGUAAGACCUUAUCAGGCCAUGUUUCACUGGAAAAAAAAUGUGUACAUCUCGUAAAUAAUUACAAAUUUAUAGUUGUACUAUUAAACCCACCAAAUAUUUCACUAUAUAUAUACACACACACAGCGGUAAAGUUGUAGUCAGGUUAUGUGGACAUUUUCGUGACUGGCAGGAACACGCACGUACAGCAAUCUCGCGGGCUAUAAAUCACACGCAAAUUAUUUUUUUUGCGCAAUUGUUGCUUCGCUGGAACGUUUAAGAACAUUUAAGAAGACACCUCCCAAAGGUGGCGUAGAGCCUCGUGGCAAUGACCACGAACGAGGCCACUCGCGAGGUGGGCCAAGAGUUCAUCGACGAUGUCAGCAGCCACGAGACAUCGGAGAGAGCCACUCACUUGCCAGGACCGGUCGUGGACGAGACCACCCCGACCGGGCACACGGACGCCCAGCCAGAGACGGGACUCUCGUCACGUCGGUGGGUCCUGGUCCUGCUCUUCAGCAGCUACUCGCUGGCCAACGCCUUCCAGUGGAUCGAGUACGGCACCCUCAACCACGUCUUCUCCAGCUACUACGACGUAGCCACGGGCUCCAUCGACUGGCUGUCCAUGGUCUACAUGGUGGUGUACAUCCCGCUCAUCUUUCCCGUCACCUGGUUGCUCGACAGCAAGGGUCUGCGGGUCAUCGCCAUCGUCGGCUCGGCGCUCAACGCGUGCGGCUCGUGGUUGAAGCUGGCCAGCGUGAGGCCCGACCACCUGGGGUUUGGCAUCACCAUGAUGGCCCAGUUCAUCUGCGGCGUGGCCCAGGUGUUCAUCCUGGGCAUGCCGUCUCGCCUCGCCUCCGUGUGGUUUGGCCCCAAAGAGGUCUCCACCGCCUGCUCCAUCGGUGUCUUCGGCAACCAGCUGGGAGUGGCUCUGGGCUUCGUGGUGCCUCCUCUGCUGGUGCCCAGCACGGGGGACACAGAGGCGGUGGGGAAGGGCAUCUCCAUCCUCUUCUACGGCACCGCUGCCAUCUCCACCACGCUCUUCCUGCUCGUCCUCAUCGUGUUCCGCGAGGAGCCGGCGCUGCCACCCAGCAACUCGCAAGCGACGCGGCGCGACUGCGAGGGCGAGGGCACCCCCUUCCACCACUCCAUCGUGCGCCUCCUCAGGAACCGUCCCUUCAUCCUGCUCAUCAUCACCUACGGCAUUAACACCGGUUGCUUUUACUCAGUGUCAACCCUACUCAACCAGAUGGUGGUCUACCAUUACCCGGGCGAGGAGAUACAUGCAGGCCGCAUCGGCCUCACCCUGGUGCUGGCCGGCAUGGUGGGCUCGCUGCUGUGCGGGAUAUGGCUGGACUAUACCAAGACGUACAAGCAGACGACGCUAGCCGUGUACACGCUCUCCCUUGCGGGGAUGAUCACCUUCACAUUCACGCUGAUGCUGGGGAAACUCUGGGUCGUCUAUCUCACCGCGGGGCUCCUUGGGUUUUUUAUGACGGGAUAUCUGCCGCUGGGAUUUGAGUUCGCGGCCGAGAUCACCUACCCCGAGUCGGAGGGCACGUCUUCGGGUCUGCUCAACGCCUUCGUGCAGGUUUGCGGAAUCACCCUCACGUUGUCCCAGGGAAACAUCGUCACGAAUUUUGACCCCCGCGCUGGAAAUCUGCUGCUCUGCUCGGUACUGCUGCUGGGAACCAUCUUGACAGCACUCAUCAAGGCUGACCUGCGCAGGCUGGCGGCAAACAAGAUGGGCGUCGACAUGGAGAAACCGCAAAUAGUCAUAAAUGGGACUACUCCAGAAAAGAACACAUCUGAAGUUCUCCAUCAGAGCGCCCUGUGAUCAACGGCGAACGCCAGACGGACGUGUGGGGUGGCUCUUCGUGGAAUUUCUACAACGACGGUGCAAGCGUCGUCCUGCUCGCACGUCGGCUAAAGCACCAAAUCGUGUUUCGCUAUUUUUGUUCAAUACACUACCUUUGACAAAAAACACAAAAAGCAAACAAUGAAUAAACACUGCCCUAGUAGGGGGAAAAACAAUAAGAGGCGACAUUGUUGUGGGCAAUGACCCUUCCUCACAGUGUGAUGUGCUGAAGAAGGCACAUUACCCAAAACGUUGCCUGUUAUAUAUAUACACACAGGAACUCUCCUUACAAACGAGUUAGGUUCCAGAGGUCUGCUCGCAAGUCGAUUUGUUCACAAGUCUAUCUUUAUUCCAAAUCUGUAGUACGGCAUGUACACUAAAAACGGGAAUGGCUUUAAAAAUGGUAUAACCUCCUGUAGAUGCCACUGGUUAUUCAUGUUCCAGCUGUAAUGUGACUAAAUAUGGUCGUAGUGCAAUUAACAAGGGGCUUUAUUUAGAAAAUGGUUAUACUGGGGCACCCGCACACUCAUGAAUGUGCCGGUAUUUUGGUGUUGUAACUCUGUGACCCGCUCCUACUGGACAUGUGUGAAAAAGAGCUUCAUAGCUCAUCGGAUUUCUCCGGAAUAAAAAAAAAGGAUCUGAUUCUGAUACUGCGAUGGCAGUGGCGCACACGCACAAACAACAACAACACAGAAUCAACAUAUUCGUCAAUAAUUUUUACGUGCAAUAAAAAAAUGUGCCGUUACCAAAA